AUGACCCCCUUCAAACUGCUCUACACCCCACUUACUGUAUUUCAAAAAGUUAUCAAGUUAAUGGAGAUUUUAGAGAUGUAUAUUAGAGUGAAAGGACACGAGGCACCUCUUACGAAUGGUGACAUGUCAAACCUAUUGGAAUCACUCAAACCGUCAUUCCAGAUUUCUAUCGAAUGUGCUUUAGAUAAAAGGUUUUCGGAGGAAACCAUUCUCAACCUACCAAGAGUUAUGAUUUGGCAUGCAGAACGGAUCACGUAUUACGAUUUAUUGAAUAUGGAAUGCGAAGUGGCUGAAUUUGAGAAUCAUCUAUUUACAGAGGAAGACGUCAAGAAGUUUAUAAACCAUUGGUUGGCUGGAAAUAAUCCAAAACUGAUUCGACUCAGACUCGGAAACUUCGAGUCACUGCCAGAUUGGGAGAACAUUUUGGAGGGGGUAGAAUACGAAAAGUGGGAUGGAAGGAGACGACCAGAAAGUUACGAGUAA
Caenorhabditis remanei is the source of this 483-nucleotide messenger RNA. RefSeq lists its product as uncharacterized. Gene Ontology annotation, biological process: embryo development. Bases 1 to 483 code for a protein of 160 amino acids. The transcript is spliced from 3 exons. The record is from RefSeq and is a predicted model, not a curated record. NCBI's taxonomy places the organism in Eukaryota, Metazoa, Nematoda, Chromadorea, Rhabditida, Rhabditidae.